Messenger RNA from Tupaia belangeri chinensis (Chinese tree shrew), 348 nucleotides. RefSeq names its product 28S ribosomal protein S18c, mitochondrial-like. Gene Ontology annotation, biological process: mitochondrial translation. Gene Ontology annotation, cellular component: mitochondrial small ribosomal subunit; ribosome. The record is from RefSeq and is a predicted model, not a curated record. NCBI's taxonomy places the organism in Eukaryota, Metazoa, Chordata, Mammalia, Scandentia, Tupaiidae. Bases 1 to 348 code for a protein of 115 amino acids. Gene Ontology annotation, molecular function: structural constituent of ribosome; small ribosomal subunit rRNA binding. The transcript has 2 exons.
AUGGCUGCUGCGGUCGCUGUUUGCAGUGGUCUAGGGAGGACAAAGUUGACACACUUGGCAACAACUGCUGUCUGCGCUAAAGGUCCCGGGGCUCACGAGGUGCUGUGGAGAAGAGGUUGUUCACAACAUAGACAGGAAACCGGCAAUGAAGACCUGUCUCUUCCGUCCCAGUUUAUUUCUCCACUUACUGGAUGCAUUUAUGGAAGGCACAUAACAGGUCUUUGUGGGAAGAAACAGAAAGAAGUCUCAGAAGCAAUUAAGAGAGCUCAAAUAAUGGGGGUUAUGCCAAUUACAUACAAGGAUCCUGCCUAUUGCAAAGACCCUAAACUUUGUAACAUUAAAUAUUGA